AUGAUUCUCCACCCGGCGUCGGCCGGUGCAAUGCUGGCCGAAGCGGCCAGGGACCCUGGUCACGCUUCCGAGGGCGCCACUGUUCUGCUCUUUGCAGUCUUGACUGCAGCCGUCAUGUCUAUGACAGAGGAAGAAUGCGUCCAAACAUUCGCGACGAAGCAAUCGAUCCUCCGCUCCAGAUACAGAUCCGGCUGCGAGUUGGCCCUAGCACGCGUCGAGUUCCUCGUGUCCUGCAACUUUGCCGUGCUCCAAGCUUACACGGUGUAUCUCUCCGCAGUGAGCGCAGACCUCGACCCACGAGAGCUAUGGAGCCUCACGGGAAUCGCCAAACGAAAUGCUCAGAGGCUGGGCUUGCACCAAGAAGGAGCUGUCAAGGGUCUCACCUUGUUUGAUGUUGAAAUGCGACGCAGACUGUGGCACCAGAUCGUCAUGCACGAUGCUAUGUCGGCCCAGGCCAUGGGCUGGCAAUGGCUGGACUCCCACGUUAUCGGCAAACUUGAACCACCCACCAACAUCAACGAUAGCGACUUGUCUCCAACUAUGCAGGAACCUGUCAAGCCUCGAGUUGGUGCCACGGACAUGAUAUUCUACAACUUGCGCUACAAGUUGAUCCAAUUCGUGGGCAGAAUCGACGGCUGGUACCGUCGGUGGCUCGCCCCCGGAGAGAAUAAUCGAGACACUGCUACCGCCAUCGAUCCAAGUUGCUGCGCCGAUAUGCAAUGUAUUAUUGAGUCCAUGGAGAAAGAAGUCGAGCUGGAAAUCCUCCGCUACUGCGACAUCCUCAACCCACUGCACCUGUUAACGGCGGGCAUCGCUCGGCUGACACUGUGCAAACAGCGCUUCCUCAUGCUCAAGGCGUUGUCAUCACAGCACGGAGGAGAGUCGUCGUCAUGGUCAAGUAGUCAGGCCGCAGAUGACGGGGAGAAUAACAUGCUCUCGACGGCGAUCCGCGUGCUGGAAUACGAAAACAACCUGAUCUGCCAGCCCUCCAUCCGUGGGUUCCUCUGGUACAUGCAGCAGGAAUUCCUGUGGUCGUGUCUCAUCUAUAUCCUCCAAUGUCUCAAGGCACAGCCGAGUGGAGAACAGGCUGACAAGGCCUGGGAUCAAAUCGGCCGGCUGUACGAGCUGCGGCCGAGCUAUUACCAGGGUCCGAAGCAGAAGCUUGCCCUUCAUAUGCAUGCCGCGAUCCGCAUCAUGACGCUUGAAGCGUGGCGAGCGAGAGAGAUCCAUUAUACGUCGCAGGGUGAGCAGAUGCUGCACACCCCGAUCUACAUCACCACUCUUCGGGACCAAGAGCAGUGUCUAGCAGUAGGAGGAGGAUCAAGAUCAUCUGAACAUCAUCACCAAGCGCCGACGACGAGCCUAGAGGCGCCGCCGGCCCCCCUCCCCACUGCCACCACCUUCUCUUCUCACACGCCGAGAUCCCAGAUGGAAAGUGACCUCUUUUUCUCCAGCAGCAACUUGGGACACGACCUAUUAAAUUGGUCGGAUAUGCUGGGCUUGAACCCAGCCGCCAGUGAAGCGAGCGCCUUCGACUUGUUCUCCUCGGGUGGGCCAGUUUUUGGGUCCGAGACGAGCACGUCCACGCAAGGCUUCGACAGCGAUGCGGGCCAUUUUGGGUUUCCGUCGAGUUGGACUAGACGCCGUGUUUAUAGCUAGAAGACGAGGAUGAAACCGGGGGGCCGACGAGUAUCACGACAGUGAUUCCGUGUAUCCCCUGACGUCUGAGUUGUGUACAAGUCAAUGUAUGGUUCAGAGGGGCAAGAAUAAAAAUUAGAGCCCGAUGAAAAGUUGUAAUCAAGUACGGUACCCACAAAAAGAAAGAAAAAU
Molecule: messenger RNA, 1830 nt
Organism: Monascus purpureus
Lineage: Eukaryota; Fungi; Ascomycota; Eurotiomycetes; Eurotiales; Aspergillaceae
Source: the annotation of a GenBank genome assembly